GCCCAAGUAAAAUAAUAAAAAAAAAACUAAAAAUAUGAAUAUCAAAGAACACUUCCGGAUGAAUUAUGCUUAGAUUUUUUUUCCGUAGCAUAGUGACCUUGUUUCCAUUCCAUAUGAGCAUAUUGAUCUUGCCGCUAAGCGGGUAAGAAAAGACAUUAUCAUUUCAAAAGUGAUGCAUUGAUGGCAAUCUAUUAUGAAAAAAAAAAAUAUUAUAGAUCUUGGAGAGUAUGCAAGAGCGGGAAUAUAGUACAAAGACUUGGAACCAACAUGUAUUGAAUCCCAAACAAUUAAACCAACAUACUGUAGAUUGGAUUUUUUUGGUGGAUUUACUCAACUUUUCUUUCUGGAGUGAUUUGGAUCAUGCUGAUAAAGCAACACCUCAUCCUGAUCGAUAUGCCAUCACAUAUCAAGGAGUUGCGUAUACUGGAUAUUGGUCACUCUGUGCUGCCAUCAAUCGUGCAUUGGAUCAUGGUAUCCCUGUUACUACCUUCAAGUAUCUUGCUGAAGCAAAUGAAAGUGAGCUGGCUCUGAUUUUUAAAUCAGAUACGAAGGAAGAAAUCCCUAUGUUGAAAGAACGUAUCGAGUUGAUGAAACAUGCUGGAAAAGUGAUGUGCCAGUACUUUGAUGGUUCUUUUAUUCAUUGUAUCGAAAAAGCCAAUCGAUCAGCUCAAGCUUUGAUUGAUUUACUUUUGGAAUAUUUUCCCUCCUUUCGAGAUAUUCAUGAAUUCAAGGGUAGAAAAGUAUACAUAUUGAAGCGAGCUCAAAUUCUGAUUGCGGAUAUUUGGGCAUGUUUUGAUGGAUCUAUGUAUGGAGAAUUCUAUGAUAUUGAUACCAUCACGAUGUUUGCUGAUUACAGAGUUCCUCAGGCAUUGUAUCAUUUAGGUUUAUUGGAGUAUAACACAGAAUUAAAAACAAAAUUGAUAAAGCGCGAAAAAGUAUUAUCCGGUAGUCAAGAAGAGAUUGAAAUACGUGGCAAUUCAAUUUGGGCUGUGGAAUUAGUCCGCCAAAAAAUCCAAGAACAGUAUCAUAACAAGACUAUCAAUGCCAUUUUAAUCGAUUUUUAUAUUUGGGACCUGGCAAAAGAAAUUCAAAACCAACUCACUGUACCUACUCAUCAUACACGUAGUUGUUUCUAUUAAUCCUUCAACUCAAAUUGCAUUUACUCCAUUCAUCAUUAUUCAUUCUUCUUUCUUCUUCAAAAUAAACUAAUACUAAAAGAUUUGGUUAAAAUCGGAUACAGAAAUAUUGACUGUUAUUUC
This is a messenger RNA of Halteromyces radiatus, 1259 nucleotides long. RefSeq lists its product as uncharacterized. The record is from RefSeq and is a predicted model, not a curated record. The transcript is spliced from 8 exons. Lineage: Eukaryota; Fungi; Mucoromycota; Mucoromycetes; Mucorales; Cunninghamellaceae. The coding region runs from base 228 to 1139 and encodes 303 amino acids.